Penicillium concentricum is the source of this 486-nucleotide messenger RNA. RefSeq lists its product as uncharacterized. The transcript has a single exon. The record is from RefSeq and is a predicted model, not a curated record. The coding region runs from base 1 to 486 and encodes 161 amino acids. NCBI's taxonomy places the organism in Eukaryota, Fungi, Ascomycota, Eurotiomycetes, Eurotiales, Aspergillaceae.
AUGGUUUCUCUCCGUGCCACUCUUCUUUGCCUGAUGGCUACCUCCGCAACGGUCCACGGCGAACGCCUGAGGGCCGUCUGGUCAUCUGGUUCAUUUUCAUCAAUGUCCGGCUCUCAAGGUGGUUCCCAGUCUGGCCAUUACGAUGGAUUCGCAAUCCUCAACACGGCCGGCGAUGCCAUCUACACAACAAGCUACCCCGGCGACCAUUCACCCUGUCAGCACUACGACGGUCGCCUGUUUACUCUAGAGGGCGACUGCUGGAAUAAAGCACUCCAGUUCUGGUGUAGGGCCGACUUUGGAGGCAGCCCCGAGAAAUGCGAAGUUAGAAAUGACAAAGGCAUAGCUAUCGGCAGAGGUGAUGGGAUGUCGGAUACGAAAUUCAUUGGUAUCGCCAUUGGUAAAGACGCUAGCUGUGCCAUCGAGUUUGAUUCCGAUAGUGCUGGCUGCCCUGUGAGUGAGGGAGAAGGCCCCUUUCGCGUUGUCUAG